ACAUAAAACCUAUAUAUUCUUUGCUUCCAGGCUCCAGGCUCCACAUCUACUAAACCUUAAACACAAUCCCCAUUCAGGUUCUCGUCCUAGAAGCUCAGGAAAAAGAAGUAGAAAUGUCUCAAGCUGUCUCAAACUUGUGUCUCUCUCUGCCUCUCCCAUGUGGGAGAACCAGCAACUCUUCAAAGCCUCUAUGUUCAACGCUUCCCCACUCUUUCAAACCAAUUGGCAGAGGUCUAAGCCAGAACAGCAUCAGGGCCGCCAUGGCAGCUGGGGAAAACAGAGACAAUCUUGACUAUUUGCAGAGGCCCAGCAAUCACCAACAAUCCAUCCCCAAGAAGCGAGUCAACCCAGUCGCGCCCAUAGGGUUGUGGGACCGAUUUCCAACGGCAAGGACGGUGCAGCAGAUGAUGGACACGAUGGAUAGGAUGAUGGAGGACCCGUUCGCCUACUCCGGCGGGUGGCCGUGGCCGUUGCCGAGCGAGGGGGCAGGGUACGGCAAGGGAAGGACGCCGUGGGAGAUCAAAGAGGGAGAGACAGAGUACAAGAUGAGGUUUGACAUGCCUGGAAUGACCAAGGAGGAUGUGAAGGUCUGGGUGGAGGAUAAGAUGCUGGUUGUGAAGGCUGAGAAGGUGCUGGAGAAGAAGGAAGGCCAGGGCAAUGGCGAGGAAGAGGAGUGGUCUGCCAAGAGCUAUGGCAGAUACAGCUGUAGGAUUGCUUUGCCGGAGAAUAUUCAGUUUGAGAAGAUUAAGGCGGAGGUGAAAGAUGGGGUUUUGUAUGUAACCAUUGCUAAGCCUAGCAGCCCUGGAAAAACUAUGGAUAUCAAUGUUGAAUGAAAAUUUCUAUGAUUUUAUAUAUAUCGUUUAGGUUUGUUUUUA
This is a messenger RNA of Corylus avellana, 875 nucleotides long. It is a transcript of the gene HSP21, whose product is annotated as heat shock protein 21. The record is from RefSeq and is a predicted model, not a curated record. NCBI's taxonomy places the organism in Eukaryota, Viridiplantae, Streptophyta, Magnoliopsida, Fagales, Betulaceae. Gene Ontology annotation, biological process: response to heat.